AUGGACAUUGUGGUGUGUGGGACAUGUGGCAGUGGUAGCCUCUCUCUUAUUGAAAAGUGUGCUCGGUGCAAUGAUUAUGAACACGGUUAUUAUAUGAAGGUGUUGACAUUUGAUAUUCCACGUGAAUGGUAUUGUGCCAAAUGCCAAGAGUAUGCUAAUGGGGGCCCAAAACUUAGUCAAGGUAGGAAAACAGAGUUCCAAAAGCCAAGGCAUGGUCGCGAUAUGAUGAAUGAAAGGGAAACUUCAAAGUUGCACCUUAGUCACAGCAACGUAGUGCCUCAAAUAAGUCCCAAAUCUCCGAAUAGAUUUGGAAAUGCUAAAGUGAAGUUUGUCUCUUCUGAAGAAGCGGCAUUAUUGAGUAGAGAGAGGCCACCACUUGUUAGGUCAAGAUUUGUUGUGCCACAGCCAAGCAAGGCUCCUUCAACUACAAAACACUUGUCCAAUUUGAAUUGUGUAUCACCCAGUAGGAGUGACACACAAGUGCAAGCCCUAAAACGAUGUGCUGAUGCAAGUCAUAGUCAACCAAAAAUUGAGGAUAUGUCAUAUUUUGCUAUGCAGCAAAGGCAGGUUCAUCCUGCAUCUCCUCUAGGCAUGAAGCAGCCAUCCAAUAUGAAGUCAAUAUCCCCCAGCAGGAGUGACACACAAGUGCAAAAUCUGAAACGAUGUGCUGCUGCAAGACAUGGUCAGGCAAAGACUGAUGACAGCCCAUAUUUUGCUAUGCGGCAAAGUCAAGCUCAUCCGGCAUCUCCUCUACAUGUGAAACAGUUGUCAAAUAUGAAGCGCAUAUCCCCCAAUAGGACUGUCACGCAAGUACAUGGCACAAAACGAUCAACUGUUGUAAGUCAUGAUAUAAACAUGGAUUUUGAAACAAGAUCUGGUGGUUCCAUGCCUAUAAUUCAUAAAUGCAGAACAAGUGAACGAGUUAAAGUAAAAAUUGACUCUCUCAUUGAACACAAAGCUAGAGAAAAGAAGAUAGUGAACGCAGAUAAAGGGGAAACUAACUCUCCGGCAGAGGAUGAUGAUACUGGAUGCAGUCUGAACGAGAAAAAAGGUGUAAUGCUCACCAUUGGUUCAAUUGUGAAAUAUUCAAGACGCCCAGCACCUGCAAUUUGUUGGAGGGGAUGCUUUCAUGUCUUUUAUGCUGGCACAAAGCUAAAUCUUGGUGAAUUUAAAGCCCAGUUUCCUUCAAAAGUGUCAUCCAGAGUUUGUGAUACUAUCAAGAUGAUACCCAGUGAUCUACAGCUGGAGUUAUUACCACGAAUGAAUGAUUGGCCAAAGUCUUUUGAGACUAUCCCUCCUGUUCAUGAAGACAUUGGCGUGUUCUUUUUUGAUAAACCUGUUGGGUGUGAAAAGAAGCACUCUAAUAUAUUAGCAGACUCCAACAAUUAUGUUCUAAGGGCAUAUAUUGAUGGCAUAAAGUUAUUGAUAUAUUCCUCGGAAGUUCUUCCGCCUGAUUCUCAGUGGAUAGAUGGUGAGAACUAUUUAUGGGGGCUUUUUGUGAGGUCGAAAGGAAAGAGUGAUCCUUGGCAAUUUGGUUCAACCACUACUUGUGAUCUGGUUUUCCUGAGCAUGCUAAUGUGCAAGAGCAUAAAGUAUGAUGAUAGUACUUGCCCAUACAUCCGCUCUAUGAAGAAGUAUAUGGCCUUGGAAAUAGAGGAAUGGAGGGUGUAG
Miscanthus lutarioriparius is the source of this 1671-nucleotide messenger RNA. The record is from the annotation of a GenBank genome assembly. Lineage: Eukaryota; Viridiplantae; Streptophyta; Magnoliopsida; Poales; Poaceae.